AUGUCGGCUGAUAGUAAUAGUGGUAAUAAAUCUUUUUGGCCUGUAAAAACAGCAUUAAAAGAAAAAAUCAUUGUACUCUACGAUGCUUUAUUAAGUGGUGAUCAACCAUGGCUUGAUAAUGGUCAUUAUUGGGAUGAUUUUUUUCUUUUAAAAGUUAAUUCCAAAUAUUUAUUAGAAGAACUUGAACGAACUUAUAUUGACAAACCUGCUGUACUCAAACCUCAAUUGAAUACUGUUUUUGAUCAAUGUCUUAUUUUUGUCAAUUCAACACAUCGUAUUCGACAAUUAAAUGCUUAUUAUACUAUCUGUGUUUUAAUAUAUGCAAUAAGUCGAGUUAAUCAACGAACUGGUUUUGGUUAUCCAGCAUUAGAUUUUCUUUGUGGUAGUGAAGGAGUUGACAAUAAAUUUGAAACUUUAAUUGAAUCAGUUAAUCAUACAUUUCUUAUUGAUGAAAGUUUUUCUGGUAGUACUCUUUUAAAAAAUGCUGCAUUUGAUGUUAUUUUAACAUGUUGUACAACAAUGUUAAAUAUAAAUGAAAAUAUGCUUAUGGAUUAUAUGAUGGCAAAUGUAAAUCUUUUUGAUUCAAUUACACAAUUAUUAAUACGUUUUCCAGCAAGUCAUGGCUAUGAUGUUUGCCUCUUACUUGCACUUCUUUUACAAUAUCAUAAAUAUGAUACAUCAAAUACAUAUAUUAUAAGAUUUUCUGUAUUUGAUGAUGAAGUUGCUUUAACUAGUUUGGCACAAGUUAUUGGUUCAUCUCUAAAUGAAUAUAAUAAAGCUUAUGAUAUUGAACGAACGGCAAAUGAAUCAUCAUCAUGGUGGAAUUCUUUAACAACGUUUAACUAUGUCCAGUAAGAUUGGCACAUCCUCAAGGGUGUUGUUGAGUUUCAUGAAAACGGCACAUCAUUUAAAUGUUGAACGUCUGCCAGUGGAUGGAUCAGUCAUCUAUCUUAUACUAUUGGAAUAACACUUAUCUUGAUGCUGCUCGAAACU
Messenger RNA from Rotaria sordida, 993 nucleotides. NCBI's taxonomy places the organism in Eukaryota, Metazoa, Rotifera, Eurotatoria, Philodinida, Philodinidae. The record is from the annotation of a GenBank genome assembly.